Phytomonas sp. Hart1 is the source of this 522-nucleotide messenger RNA. NCBI's taxonomy places the organism in Eukaryota, Euglenozoa, Kinetoplastea, Trypanosomatida, Trypanosomatidae. The record is from the annotation of a GenBank genome assembly.
AUGCACAAGGACCGCCUGCUGGUGCAACCGCUCAGAGACAACAUUCGUGUUGUACACUUCACUGGAGAUGUUUGCUCUCCGUUUACAAUUUCCCAGUCUCACCACGACACCGGUGUACCGGAUACCGAUUUUGUGCUGUAUGUAGCGGCAGGACCAGCUGUAUUUGCUAAUCUCGCCUGGGCAGUCACGUGUCAAUUUGACCCCAGUGGCCGCCCCUUGGUGGGUGCUGCCAAUUUUGAGUCUGUAAACACUAUGGACAUUUUUCAUGUCACACAUACCCUGGCGCACGAAAUACUUCACGUGUUGGGAUUUGAUAAUCAAAUAUUUAAAAACAGAAACAUGCUUGAUACUGUGUCUGUUCGCAAUAAGCCAGCAAGUUAUGUUCUGAAGUCGCCCAAAGUGGUAGAAGUCGCGAGGGCUCAUUACGGGUGCAGUACCAUGCAGCACGUCGAGUUGGAGAAUACAGAUGGCACGGGGUCUGUCGGCUCACACUGGAAGAUGCGUAACGAAAGUAUUACUUGA